This is a messenger RNA of Dendronephthya gigantea, 502 nucleotides long. RefSeq names its product 60S acidic ribosomal protein P2-like. Gene Ontology annotation, cellular component: cytosolic large ribosomal subunit; ribosome. The transcript has 3 exons. Gene Ontology annotation, biological process: cytoplasmic translational elongation. Lineage: Eukaryota; Metazoa; Cnidaria; Anthozoa; Malacalcyonacea; Nephtheidae. The record is from RefSeq and is a predicted model, not a curated record. Bases 100 to 453 code for a protein of 117 amino acids. Gene Ontology annotation, molecular function: structural constituent of ribosome.
CCCUUUCUCUUGAGCUUGUAACUAAAGCAAGUUUUAUAAGAAAAUCUCUCAAAAAACCUUCCGCGUGCACUUCGUUUCGUGUCCUAGUCGACUUAAAAAAUGCGUUACGUGGCCGCAUACUUGUUAGCCAAUCUUGGUGGCAAUGACUCACCUUCGGCCAAAGAUAUCAAAAAAAUUUUGGAAAGCGUUGGAGUGAAUGUUGAUGAUGAAAAACUAAACAAGGUUGUCUCUGAGUUGAAUGGAAAAGACAUCAAUGAGGUGAUUGCAGCUGGUAAGGAAAAGCUAGCUGGCAUACCAACUGGUGGUAUGGUAAGCAGUGGUGGUGGUGGUGCUGCAGCAGCAGGAGGUGGUGGUGAUGCCGGAGGGGCCGCUAAGGAAGAAGAAAAGAAAGAGGAGAAAAAGGAAGAGUCUGAGGAGAGUGAUGAUGAUAUGGGCUUUGGACUCUUUGACUAAACAAGUGUAGUUUGAUUUCAAAAGCAAGAAAUAAAUGUUGAAAACAUAA